GUGACGUCCCAAUCGAGCGGAGCAAUCAGUAAUCACGCCACAAUCUCACACACCGCCAUUGCCCGCGGCGGCAGCAGCAGCAGCGCGAUGGGAGUGGAGUCGGAGUGCGACAGGAUAAAGGGCCCCUGGAGCCCCGAGGAGGACGAGGCGCUGCGGCGGCUCGUGGAGCGGCACGGCGCGCGGAACUGGACGGCGAUCGGGCGGGGCAUCCCCGGCCGGUCGGGCAAGUCGUGCCGGCUGCGGUGGUGCAACCAGCUGUCGCCGCAGGUGGAGCGGCGGCCCUUCACGCCCGAGGAGGACACGGCGAUCCUGGCCGCGCACGCGCGGCUCGGCAACCGGUGGGCCGCCAUCGCGCGCCUGCUCCCCGGCCGCACCGACAACGCCGUGAAGAACCACUGGAACUCAUCGCUCAAGCGGAAGCUCGCCACCGCGGCGGCGCCGGAGGCCGCCGACUCCGAGCGGCCGUGCAAGCGCGCGAGCCCCGGGCCGGGGAGCCCGACGGGGUCGGAGCGCAGCGAGCUCGGCCACGGCUCCGGCGUCGGCGGCGCGCAGGUGUUCCGCCCCGUCCCGCGCGCGGGCGGGUUCGACGCCAUCGGCGCCGCGGACGCGCGCCCUCCGCCGCCGCGGGACGAGGACCCGAUCACCUCGCUCUCCCUCUCGCUGCCGGGGCUAGACCAGGCGUCCUCGGGGUUCCGCCACGACAGCGCCCGGAGCCACUUCCAGGAGCUCUCCCCCUCGCGCUCCCCGUCGCCCCCGUCCCCGCCCUCCUCGUCCUCCUCCUCCACCACCGGCCCCUACCCGUUCAGCGGCGAGCUGGUGGCGGCGAUGCAGGAGAUGAUCCGCGCGGAGGUGCGCAAGUACAUGUCCGGCGCGGGGCUCCGCGCCGGGUGCGUCGCCGGUGCCUUGGGCGAGGCGUGCAUGCCGCAGCUCGUGGAGGGCGUGAUGCGCGCCGCCGCGGAGCGCGUCGGCGCCGUCGUCACCAGCCGGCCGUAGGGAACCGAGACCAAAUCAGAUCGAAUCAAUGCGAAGCAUUGUGUUAAUUAAGAUCCGAUCCGGUGUAGCCCUGCAGUACUAGUACUAGACUACUGCCACUACUAUUAGGCCUUCUCCAAUGGUCGACUCUCUAAUGGUCGACUCUUUGCUAGAUCUUAAAUUGUUUAAUCGAUGAACAGUGCUAAAAUAGUACAAAAGUGAGUUGGCUCUUUGCUAGCUCUUAGCCGUCUAAUAUUCAUUGAAGAGCUAGCAAAAAACCAAUCCAUUUUUGUACUAUUUUGAUAUUAUUUAUCGAUUAAACAAUUUAAGAGCUAGUAAACAGCCAACCAUUGUAGAAGACCUUAGUCGUCGUCGUUCUCUGGCCUCUCUCAUGGCCGCUGUAAUUAGGAGGAGCUCGAUGUUUCAUUCUUCGGCGGCGGCCGGCCGCUCUGAAUCGAGCCUGUCAUUUCUACACUCGGAAUGUGGUCACGGUUUGUUCAGAAA
This is a messenger RNA of Panicum virgatum (switchgrass), 1476 nucleotides long. Its product is annotated as transcription factor MYB44-like. The coding region runs from base 88 to 993 and encodes 301 amino acids. Gene Ontology annotation, cellular component: nucleus. Gene Ontology annotation, biological process: regulation of DNA-templated transcription. Lineage: Eukaryota; Viridiplantae; Streptophyta; Magnoliopsida; Poales; Poaceae. The record is from RefSeq and is a predicted model, not a curated record. The transcript has a single exon. Gene Ontology annotation, molecular function: RNA polymerase II cis-regulatory region sequence-specific DNA binding; DNA-binding transcription factor activity, RNA polymerase II-specific.